Knipowitschia caucasica is the source of this 516-nucleotide messenger RNA. The record is from the annotation of a GenBank genome assembly. NCBI's taxonomy places the organism in Eukaryota, Metazoa, Chordata, Actinopteri, Gobiiformes, Gobiidae.
AUGCCAGGCCCUAGUAACCACCUGAACAAGCACGUCUGUGCGAGCGCAUACACCCACCACCGUCACAUGCAGCUCUGGAUGGGGUGGGAUGGAAAGAAUCAACGGCUCGCGCCUGGUGGGCGAAAUACGUUCGCUGAUCCCACACACGGCGAGCACUUCUCGAUUUGGGUGUGGACAGGGUAUGAUGGCGGCGCGCGGCGGGCAAAUUCCCGCGUGCCAGGGAGUCACCGCCCGGACAGCACAGAUGGCGCCCCGCGGGAGGAGGUCGCGGCCGAAGACGCUGCAGGGAUUUGUGCUAACACGAAUAAUGAAGUGGCCGAGGUGAGAGCGGGCGGGCCCGUGUGCGAGUCCUGGGUGCGUGGUGUUUUGUCGGCAGGCAGGCACUCCUCAGGGUGCCUAGCAGGAGCCAUCGCUCUUCACUUUGUCCCUAAUCUCUCCUCUGACACUAAACGCACCAUUCGCACCACGCAUUGUUCUCCCGUGGUGAAAACACAACUCUCCUUCCUGUGGAUCUAA